GGGAGACCAGUUCUUGGCGCUGCUUGCUAUGCAGUUCAAUUGGAAUCACUCGAAGCCGGCCAGAAAAAACUUUAAAAAAUACCAACACUGUAGCCCAAACAGCUUACGCGAAGCUGGUUAUGAUAUGAGAUAUAUAUAUAUAUAUAUAUACAUCUCCUUCUCUUCUUCCUUCAAACAUCGCCAUGGCCACCUUCAUCUCCACUCUCGCAAUAUUCUCCCUUCUUCUCUCAGUGUCUCAGUCCCAAGACCAACCACCGCCACCUUCCAACCAAACAUGUAACGCCAUAUUCAUAUCCUACGUUUACAAUUCCGGGGACCCUCUCCCGCCCAAUCUCCUCCCCUCCGACCCGACCCGACAGCCCUACCGGUUCAAUUCCACCCUGACCGUGCUCAACAACGGCCUCGAAGAGCUCAAGUCUUGGCGGGUCUUCGUCGGGUUCCGGCACCAAGAGUUGCUGGUCUCCGCUCCUAAUGCUGUCUUGGCGGAUGGGACUUCGCUUCCCGCAAAUGUGAGUGAUGGGGCCGUGUUCGCCGGAUCUUCCAUGCCGGAUCUCAAGUCGGCGGCUCAGACCGCGGGGGACGUGAACCAGAUGCAAGCCCAGAUCGAAUUGGUGGGGACCCAGUUUGGAAUUGGAGAUCCGGAUGUUCCCCUGCCGUCCACUCUCUCUCUGUCCAAUGAUGGGUUCUCCUGCCCCGCUCCGGCCAAACUUGGAAAUAAGGAGCUGCGUUUGUGCUGCACAAAAGAUUCAAGCGUUGGAUCCAAAGCUCCUCCAAACACAAAUUUCCAGCCGCUUCAAGAUGGCGAUCUCACCAUUUUGUACGACGUGAUCAAAUCCUAUGAUACAAACUACUGGGCUCGGGUCACCAUCUCCAACCACAACCCCAUCGGCCGUCUCGACAAUUGGCGGCUAAGCUGGGAUUGGACCAGGGAUGAAUUUAUCUACUCCAUGAAAGGAGCUUACCCUGAUGUCGUCGACACCACGGACUGCUUCUUCGGCCGCCAAGGCGACUACUACCGGGAUAUGGAUCUCUCCGCCGCCUUGAACUGUAAGAGAAGACCAACCAUUGUCGAUCUCCCAGUUGACAAAACUAACGACACGAACCUCGGGUUGGUUCCUUUCUGCUGCCGGAACGGCAAAAUUCUGCCUGCUUCCAUGGACGCCAGCAAGUCCAAGUCGGUUUUCGUAAUGCAAGUUUACAAAAUGCCGCCGGACUUGGAGAGAAGCGAACUUUCCCCGCCCCAGAAUUGGAACAUCACCGGUGCUCUCAACCCGGGUUUUCGAUGUGGGCCUCCGGCGAGGGUGAGCCCUACCCUGUUCCCGGCAGCCGGUGGACUACCGUCGGAGUCGGUCGCAGUGGCUAGUUGGCAGGUGGUUUGCAACAUAACAAGUACCAAGUUGGAGAAACCAAAAUGCUGCGUUUCAUUCUCGGCAUUUUUCAACGAUUCUGUGAUCCCGUGCAAUACCUGUGCUUGUGGCUGCCACAACCAGCAAAGCAAUGCUUGUAGCGCCACUGCGCCGGCUCUUCUUCUUCCAUCCGAAGCUCUUCUGAAGCCCUUUGAGAACAGAACCAGAGACGCAUUGGAUUGGGCAGAGCUGAAGAAUCUGGACUUGCCGAAUCCACUGCCUUGCGGGGAUAAUUGCGGGAUCAGCAUCAACUGGCACUUGCUCACAGAUUUUAGAGGUGGAUGGACUGCGAGAAUGACACUAUUCAAUUGGGAUGAAGCUAGUGUUGCAGACUGGUUCGCUGCAGUGGAACUGGACAAAGCUGUGGCCGGCUUCGAAGCGGUGUACUCCUUCAACGGAAGUGUGUCCCCGAAUGCUAAAAAUAUCAUAUUUCUACAAGGUUUUCCGGGUUUGAAUUAUCUUGCGGGUGAGAAGGAUGGGGCUAAUCCAAAGAAAGAUCCUCGUGUUCCAGGCACCCAGCAAUCAGUGAUAUCGUUUACGAAGAAGAAAACGCCGGGGAUCGAUGUGGCUCGGGGAGAUGGUUUUCCAAUUAAAGUGUACUUCAAUGGCGAAGAGUGCUCGCUUCCUUCCGUGCUUCCAGCAACCAGUAAUGGUCAUCCAACGGCGAAAACUACUGCUUUUUGCAGCAUCAUGCUAGGUCUCCUAGUUCUUGCGUUUUUGUUAAGGCCCAACCUAUAGCUCUUCCAUGUUGUGUUUUGGAAGAUUUAACCAUUUAUUCUUUCAACCUACGUUUUGUUUGCACCAAUAUUGGGGAUUGGGUGGCUGAUGUAAUGUUUCACAAGACUAGUGUAAUUUAACAUUUAAACAAUCAUGAUGGAGACAUUCCAAGAGAAGAGAUUUUAUGAUUUUAGGUGAA
This is a messenger RNA of Diospyros lotus (date-plum), 2322 nucleotides long. RefSeq names its product COBRA-like protein 7. The coding region runs from base 183 to 2144 and encodes 653 amino acids. Gene Ontology annotation, biological process: cellulose microfibril organization. Lineage: Eukaryota; Viridiplantae; Streptophyta; Magnoliopsida; Ericales; Ebenaceae. The record is from RefSeq and is a predicted model, not a curated record. The transcript has 2 exons. Gene Ontology annotation, cellular component: membrane.